AUGGAAGUGCAUACCUAUACUAUUAUGGUGCAUAAGCGUUUUACUGCCUGCCUUCUAGUUCUUAUAUAUUAUACAUGCCUCCAAAAAGCGCAUGCAUCCGAGCAAGGCCACUCGCAAAGAAGCGGCAGCUUGACGCUCGAGCAAUAUCCAGAUUUCGAAAGCUACAUAGAUGAAUGUGUGUCGGCGAACAUAAUGGAAAACCCUGAACGCUUUUUUGAUGUCGUUGACUCUGACCAUGCCCACACUGAAAACAAAUUUCCUCCAGAGAGCCACAGCAAUGCACACACACAUAAAGACUUAUCUGCAAACGCCCAGGAAGAACAGGAUUUUUUCAAGGUUAUGCAGUGGAUUAAAAACGGAGAAAUAUGCUGGAACAGCAUAGAGAGCAUGUUAGACGAGUCGCUACACGGCGGGCCCGUGGCGAGCAAUGAUCUGAGCGAUGACCCAUAUGCGCAGCAGAAAACAAGGGGCCCCCAGCUAUUGAAAAGCAUUGAUUCCAGCUUUUUACCAGAGAGCAUAUAUAGUUCUGAAUCCCUGCAUGAGCCCUCGCGUUAA
Molecule: messenger RNA, 555 nt
Organism: Nematocida major
Lineage: Eukaryota; Fungi; Microsporidia
Exons: 1
Coding region: 1-555 (184 amino acids)
Source: RefSeq, a predicted model, not a curated record